CGCCCUCCGCGCCGCCCGAGCCCCGGCCCGCUUCUGCCCGCCGCCGCCGCCGCCGCCCCGGCCCCGCGGCUCCGUCCUCGGCCCGGCACCGCUCCCCGGCGGGCCGCCGCCUGCAUGUCGUUGCUGCCCGCCGCCGCCGCCCCGCCGCCCUGCCGCCGCCGGCCCCGCCGCCUCGCCGCGCCGGAUGCAGACUAACAGGGAUGCCAAAGGAAAAAUAUGAUCCUCCAGAUCCUCGCAGAAUUUACACCAUCAUGUCAGCAGAAGAGGUAGCCAAUGGGAAGAAGUCGCAUUGGGCUGAAUUAGAGAUCUCGGGUAGAGUGCGGAGCUUAAGUACAUCACUUUGGUCGCUGACACACUUGACCACUCUGCACCUCAAUGACAAUAAUCUUACUCGCAUUCCACCUGAUAUUGCCAAGCUUCAUAAUCUGGUUUACCUGGAUCUAUCAUCCAACAAACUCAGAAGUUUACCAGCAGAACUAGGAAACAUGGUAUCUCUCAGGGAAUUGCUUUUAAAUAACAAUCUGUUACGGGUUUUGCCUUAUGAACUUGGACGGCUCUUCCAGCUACAAACCCUAGGUUUGAAAGGCAAUCCUUUAUCACAAGAUAUUCUCAGCCUCUACCAGGACCCAGAUGGAACUCGAAAGCUACUGAACUACAUGCUUGACAAUCUAGCAGUUCAUCCAGAGCAGCUGCCUCCAAGGCCAUGGAUUACUUUAAAAGAACGAGACCAAAUUCUGCCCUCAGCUUCAUUCACAGUUAUGUGUUACAACGUAUUGUGCGAUAAAUACGCCACCCGGCAGCUCUAUGGCUAUUGCCCAUCUUGGGCACUCAACUGGGAGUACAGAAAAAAAGGAAUCAUGGAAGAAAUUGUCAACUGUGAUGCAGAUAUCAUUAGUCUUCAGGAAGUGGAAACAGAGCAAUACUUCACCCUUUUUCUGCCAGCUUUGAAAGAACGAGGAUAUGAUGGAUUCUUUUCUCCCAAGUCCCGUGCCAAAAUCAUGUCUGAGCAGGAGAAAAAGCAUGUGGAUGGCUGUGCAAUAUUCUUCAAAACUGAAAAAUUUACGCUGGUGCAGAAGCACACGGUGGAGUUCAACCAGGUGGCCAUGGCUAACUCCGAAGGCUCAGAGGCCAUGUUAAACAGAGUGAUGACGAAGGACAACAUCGGAGUUGCUGUGGUGUUAGAGGUGCACAAAGAAUUAUUUGGAGCAAGUAUGAAAUCGCUUCAUGUGGACAAGCAGCUGCUUAUAGUGGCCAAUGCCCACAUGCACUGGGACCCCGAAUACUCAGAUGUGAAACUCAUUCAGACAAUGAUGUUUGUCUCAGAACUGAAAAAUAUCCUGGAGAAAGCCUCAAGCAGGCCUGGCAGCCCAACAGCAGAUCCUAACUCUAUCCCUCUGGUGCUGUGUGCGGAUCUCAACUCAUUGCCUGAUUCAGGUGUAGUGGAGUACUUAAGCAAUGGCAUAGUAGCUGACAACCACAAGGACUUCAAGGAGUUGCGUUAUAAUGAGUGUCUCAUGAACUUCAGUGGCAAUGGAAAAAACGGGGCUUCUGAAGGAAGAAUUACACAUGGCUUCCAGCUCAAGAGCGCCUACGAAAACAACUUGAUGCCUUACACCAAUUACACUUUUGAUUUCAAAGGUGUGAUUGACUACAUUUUCUAUUCCAACACUCACAUGAACGUGCUUGGUGUCCUGGGGCCUUUGGACCCUCAGUGGCUGGUUGACAACAACAUCACUGGGUGUCCACACCCUCACAUCCCUUCAGACCACUUCUCACUGUUAACACAACUCGAACUCCACCCUCCGCUCCUGCCUCUUGUCAACGGUGUGCACUUGCCUAACAGGAGGUAGUGGAGCCCUGCCCCUUUGAGGGCAAGGACCUGUUGUUAUGGACCUGUACAGUUGUAAAUCAAAGUAUAUAGGAGUGAAGUAUGGCCAACCUUAAGCUGCUUCUUCAAGCUCCUUUCCUUAUGUGUUUGAUAUGAGAUUUUGCACAUUUUGGUGCAUAUUGGUAUCAUUUGGCACUAGGGCUGGAACCAAAGUAUUAUUCCCUUUCCAGGUUUUUAAUUUAAUUUUUUUUCCCUGUUUUUAAACUGGCAAGCUUUUUCUUUUCAGUAGGAAGCUACACUUAGAAAUGGACAAACCAGAUUACAAACUUGCUUGUUAACAUAUUUCAAGAUAAUUCUUUUUUCCAGAACGUGGCAAAAUGAGCCAACCUUUUAAAGACAAAGAAAAAAAACCAAAAUAGCAAUGCUUGUUUUGUAGGAACUAUAUUAGAAAUACUGUUUCAUUUGAACCCAAAACAGAGACUGAACUCUGCAUCUGAAAUAAAUUUUGCACGUUAGCGAAGCACUUAGUACCUGACUAUAAAUCAUUAGCAGUGUAGCCCUGCCCCUCAUCUAACUAACAUUAGAAAACCAAAGAUGGCUUAAUAUCUGCAAUACAGUUUGAGGUCUAAAUUCUCCUGACAUACCAUCAUUUACAACAAUUUUUCCAGCAAAGCUACAUCUCCCGAGACUGUGCAGGUCAGCACUUAAUGCCACGUGUAGAUCGCUUGCUUGGCAGAUGCAAGUUGUGAAGAGCUCUGUCCUUUCUGUGCAAGAUAGGCAAGAAGGACCUCUGUGCCACAGAGCUGCCUCUGCCUCAGCAAGCGAGGCGACACGCCGUGCAGCGGCGCAGCUUGGGAGCAGGGCUUAGGCACGGUGAGAAACUGCACUUGAGGUGAACAGUCGUGAGCGUUUGGGUUCUGGGGAAAAACAGAACUUGCAAAUCUGUCCCUAGGUUCCCUAUUUAUUCUAAAGCUUGGGAUUAACUGCCUAAGUUCAAGGUACAGGAAAAAGCUGUUGGACGUGACCUUUCCCCUGCCUCUGAAGAGUGCACGGAGCAGCUCUCGAGCUGCUUUUUUGCACCAAGGAGCGAGCGGUAGCCGCAGCCAUUCCUUGAAUUACUUUUCCUGACCCUAGUUGCCAAAUAAGCCGUCACACUUGUUUUAAUAAUCUUUGUCUUCUGUUGUCGUUCAGGGUUGAAUUCCAAAGCUGCUGGUUCAUUCCCAACUGUUAAUGUUCUUUGGAUGUGUUGGAAAUCGGGGGUUUUUUUUCCUGUUUAUGCUUUAGGUGGCCAGUUCAAAACCUUGUGCCUGGAGAGGCGUUAAACAUGACGCAAUUUUCUGAAAAAUUGGUUGGCUGCUUAAUGUUUAAAAAAAACCAAACGACCCAAAAAAAUGGCACAGAGAUAGGAAAAGGUUGUGUCUGUGUUUUUAAGUUUUUCUUUAUUCUGCUUUUUUGCUGCUAUAAGAUUUUCUUGAAUUUCUAUUUUAAACUUUUCAUGCACUUUACUGUUUCUAGUCUCAAAAAUGUGAUAUUUUUAAUAAAAGAAAAAGUUUUCCAUGAUGUGAAUGACAUUUUUAAACAGAUUGCUAGCCUAUAUUUAUGUCUCAUUCAUAUACUUAAAAAAAAAGUCAAAUUUAAAUUGUGAGAUUAGUUUUAAAUACCAAGGACCCACCUUCUGUCUUGCAAAACUGCUAAGUCGGGCCAUUCCUCUGUUCCUUAAUUCAGCAUUUCCUUUGUUGUUUUAUACAUAGGAAAUUAUCCAUAAGGGGAGAAAAAAAAAAAAAUUGAUUGGACCUAGAGUAGAAACUGUUCCCUGGCUCUGGUUGGGGGACAGGGAAGGGAGGGGUGGGACACAACUCAAAAAAUCAGUUCAAGGAAAUUACAACUCCCUUUUAAAAGAAGUGCCUAAAAAAAAGGAUAAUUUAAAAAUUGGGGCAUCAUCUACUGUCUGCUAGAAAUUGGAAGCUGGAAUACCUGAACAGCAAUUGCUUUGUGCAGCACCAAAAAAAAAAAAAACCCAAAAAAGCAGCCCUUUCUAAAGAUGGAUUUUCCUCUAGGUGCAGGUAUCCCUUUUUUAAUAUACCUCAGCGUUUGCCACCUAGCCCUUGCACAAGCAAUUUGAAAGUAUAGUACUGGAAAGUAGAAUAGCAUGAAAAACUUAAUUCUCUGGACAUUACCUUUCUGUCAUGAGCUACUGUAUCUUUUUUGUUUAAUGGAGGAAGGGGUGCUCUGCCCUGGAGCUGUGCACUAACCAACCCUUCUCCUCCUCUUCCUCCACACGUGUUAGCUAGCAACGUGAGCAGUAUUUCCUACCAUACUUCACUCCCAAUAUUUUUUGAGAUGUUUGUAUAAAAUGGAAUUUAAAAUUUGCCUGUGAUUGUACAUGAACUGCAGAGGAGCCUGUUUAUUAAUAAAAACACAAACAGACGACAAUGUUUUGUAAUAUCGGGGUGGGCGAGGAUGGGGAUGAAAACAAACAAAGCCCUGACAGACGUUGUAACCUGCUUACGUUUGACUUUCCUUUGGUUUCUAAGCAGUUGAAGUGUUCUGUUGCAGGAAGGUGGUUCAUUGGAUUUUCUCUGCUGCGAAAUGCACUUCUGACCUUCCAUUGCUCUGGGCCAUGUGUUCUUUAAAACAAAAAGUCAUUUAACAGACAUUGCACAAAACUUCUGGUUUUUUUGUGUUUUUUUAAACAAGAGUCUUACGUUUUGGUGGAUGCACAUAACUGGGGACAUGUUUACCUGCCUUCCAUCCGUCUGGCUCCAUCCCCGUUUUCCUUCUGGGUUUUAGGGUUUUUUUGACUUUCUCAGCAGGAGCAGUAAAGGGGACUGUGCUUUUUUGCAGAUGAGCAGAAACACUUUCUGGAGAGAUUUUUCUGCUCUGGAAAGAAAGGGAGCAGGGAGCAGGCAGCUGCCAGCCUCGUGUGCAGGACAAGAUCCCUCUUGGCAAACAUGCACUGUCCAGAUGGCAACUCAUUUUCAUUUAACCCAGAUGGAAGCUGGCAGUAGGGUGUUUCUAGGGGAGAGGGAAUAAUAGGAAGCAAAAUAUCCCUAACCCUAAGCAGACAUGGAUGAGAAUCCAUCAGUUCUCUCCAUCACUGACCCUCGGCUCCUGGCUUGUUGCACAGACAAUGCCUUGGGGAAAGAAAGAAAAAGCUCUAAGCCCUUUACUGCUUCUCACUGUCUUGGUUCGCUUUCAAAACUGGUGCCUGAUGUCAACUUCUAAGCAACAGCACUGCCUAAAGCAAGCAGAGAAAAAAAAUCCAACACCUUCCUACAAGCAACUUUUUAAAAUUCAGUAUGGUGAAUCUGUUAGAUACGGGGUUUUGCGUGUGUGUGUGUGUGUAUAUAUAUAUAAAAAAAGAGAAUUUUGUACAAUGUAGCUGAAUAUUUUUGUUUCCUUAUUUCCACAUAAGGAGUGUGAAGGUUUGGUUACCACACACUGAAGUCAGGUAUGGCACAACGGGGCCUGAGACCAGCUUUCCUUCCCAUUUGCCUUCCUUAAAAGCUUUUGUCAUCCCUUUCUAGCACUUGUUGAGAAGAUACUUCAUUUUGUCAGUAAGCUGUUGGAAGCCACCCCCGGUUAGUCUGCAGAAACAUCCAGGAAGGGUCUCGGCAUUCCCAAGUCCUCGCUGUUCUGUGUCUUAUAAACUAGAAAGCCAAAACCUUUGACCCAUAAACCUUUUCAGCAGCACUUGCAGUGACCUAACGCAGCUUUCGGAAACGUACCGUGAUUUUCAGCGUUUGGGUAACGCUGCCUAUGGCUGACAGUCUCCCACCUAAAUCCUCCUUUAUACUCUUGAGUCCCCAAGGCCCACUUUUCAAAGGUGCUGAGCAUCUGCAGCUCCAUCUUAAUCCCCAGGAUCGAGUUUUUGGAAACUGGCUUUCCACAGCUGACUUGUGAGACAUGAGGUACAAAAAGUGAGCAAGAAUGUGAGACCUGUAAGGUUGAUACCCCUUUUUUCCUCUAGGGUUGGUCUUGGGCAGGCAGCAAGAGGGAAGCAGGAAAGUGAAAUCGUUGAAAUCCAGAGUUUAUCUGUUAAUUUAGGAGAUUGGUUGAGGAAACACUUAGAUUCCAGACCAGGAAUACAAUUUUCAUGACUGCUUGGUAGGGAGCAAGAACUAGAAGGGAUCUGCCACUCCUUACUUAAGACCAGUUUUAAACCCAGCAGCACAACAGCAGUUACGUCCUUUCCACAAUGCCCUCACAAGUUUUAACAUCAAAACCUUCCUUUGGCAUGAAAUUCGGCAUUGCAGAGUGGAACUAAACUCCCAUCCAAACCAAGUCACCAGUUUGCAUUAGAAACACCACACAAAUGCAAUAACCACUCUCAUACUGCUUUAAAAGGGAAUUUACUCACAAGUAGCCGUUGUCCUCUCCGCAGCAACCUCAGCUUUGUAUGCAGUUAUGAUUCCUCUGUUACUGGCUUCUGUAUAAUUCUUCUUGUAAUGGUAACGAAGAUGUAAGGCCUGUUUUGAACCAAAGGAAGGAUCUUCACCCUCUUGUAUGGGCAGAUGACUGAUGUAAGCACAUCCCUGCCUGGCACACAGCAGGAGGAUUCUGUGUCCUGCUUGGUUACCACACAAGUGUGGUGUCCAUCUGGGUGUUCUUCACAACCAAAACUGCCUGGUGGGAAGCCAAACAGCAUACAAGACUUGAAGUUCAUAUUGGCUGCAGAAGCUGUGUGGUUUCAGCACUGAGCACACCUGUUGAAAAGCCCCUCCUACCUCAUUUGGUGUGUCCUAGAAGGAGAUGAAGUGCUGAGUCUUGGAGGGGUUUUUACCCAGGGGAACAGGGGACUCCAUGUGUCAACGAUCAGAAGAGAAAUGAGCCCCAGAUGCAGAGAAGUUCAGGUUUUUCUGAUAGAGGCUACUAUUAGCUGAGUCUCCCCAUCUCUUAGUGAGGAAAAGCAUCUGGUGACCUGCAGGUGCUUCUGAGAUGACAGAAGUACAGUCAUAUGCCCUCCUGUUCCUACCCUUCAGUGUUCAAAGGCAGCACAAAUCCCAAGAGAACCUAGUGGAAACCAUUCACCUCUUAAAUGUCUAUGCCAAGCGUCAGCCAAGAACUCCCUUUUAAUAUUCAAAACAAUUUUAGAAGGAGAUUAUAAGACUCUAGAUCCAGACACAGCUCUAAGGGAUACAGUAUCUUCCUCUGUGACCAGUCUUUGCACUGGCAUCAACCACGAAUUUGCCUUUCUUCCAGGAAAUGUGAGCAGGGACAAAAACCAGAGCAGGUGAGUGUUGUGGUUUUGCCCAGCCAGCAAUGAAGCUCCACGACAGUCUCGCUCAGUGCCCUCCAUUCAGCCCCAUCCUCAUUAGGAUGGUGGAGGCCCCAGCAAAAUGGGAGUAAAAAGAUAAGCAAGGAUAUUGUGUGUUGAGACAAGAGCAGAGAGGGCUCGCUGCCAAUUACUGUUCAGGCAAAACAGACUCCAGUACUCAACUUAGAGAGGAAAGUAAGGAAAGCUUAUUCUACUACCUACAAGAAACAGCAAAAAGCAAAAAGAGAGUAGGAUGACUGAGAAAAUUACAACCUUUAAGAUCUCCCUCCUCCAUCCCUCCUUUCUUACCGGGCCCAGCUCACCACUCCUGAUAUCUCUACCUCCUCCCCUCUCAACGGCUCAUGGGGGCAGGGAAUGGGAGAUAUGGUCAGUCUCUCACAGAUAGGCUCUGCUGCUUCUGUCUUCUCAGAUGAGAACAACUCCUGUCAUUCUUCCCCUGCUCCAAUACAGACUCCCUCCCCUGGGACACAAUCCUUAACCAACUUCUCUGGUGUGGGCUCAUCCCCACAGUUGCAGCUUCUGCAGAUACAGGGUCCCUCCCACAGGACAUGGCCUCCUCUGGGCAUAGUCACUGCCCCUGAUGAAUGCAAACAAAUCACUGCUUCACCAGUCCUCUUCACAAGAUGCAAGGGAAGUGUCUGCUCUAGCACACCUCCUCUCUUCCCUCACUGACCUUGAGGUCCACAUGGUUGCUUCUCUCCCAACUCUUUGCACCACCACCAGCCAGAAAAAGAAAGAAGGAGAGAACCAGAAGGAACAGGAAGAACCCUCUUCUUCCAGCUGCUGCUUAUUAAAAGGGAUUGUGGAGGCACCCAAUUAGCUCAGCCCCAGCAGUGGGUCUGGCUCAGAGCUGGGGAGAGUUUUGAGCAACUUCUUACAGCAGCCAUCUUUACAGCCCCUUCCCCCUUACCAGAAAUGGCUUCAUGUCAAACCAUGACAGUGAGGCAGGCACAGGCAUUCCGCUCUCUGAACAGGGACAAAAUUAACACCUUUAGAGAACUCCUUCAUCCUAAGAAAAAUAUGACUCUGCAAAAAGUCUUAAGAGAUGAUAAAGUUUGCUGGUUUGGCUGCAUUUGAGGGUGACGGAUUUCAAGUGUACAGUUCCUUAAGAGUCCAUCUGAAAGUAAGCAUGAAGGUAGGGAAAUGCUGGGGUACUUUGGUACUUCAGGGUGUCUAAUCAGUGCUGGUAAAGCAAGCCAAGCACUACAGCUUUCUCUUUUUUUCCUGCCCCCACUGCAAUCAUAUGGCAUGUUUAGGUUGCAAAGCCUCACCCUUGGAGCAGUGAAGGUCAGAGCAAGGUGGUACUUGGUCUUGUCCUCUGUGUCAAAUGGUUCCUACACUUUAGGCAUUUAUUUUUGUCUGUAUUGUUCUUUGUUCCAAAGCAAAAAAAAAAAACCCCAACCCAACCAAAAGCCUCCAACCCUCAGGGUGGCUUUUCUUUGCAAGUGACAUGUUACAUGACUUUGUUUUCCAUUUCUGAUUAUCACAUGGUGUGUUUGUUUUCCAGGCUAUUAAAAGCGUUUGUGUGCAUCACGUCAGCUAAAUAUGCCCUUAAUUCAUCAACUCACAGGCUGGGGGAGCGGUGAUGGGAGCCCCCUCCCACCCCAUUCCCACGGUGGUUUAUUUUGGGGUAUCAGGGUUUUUUUUAAGCUGGAUUUCUUUCUUGUGUGUUGCCUUUGCAACUGCAAAGUCCUGGCGCCUCAAAGAUGGAGGUGCAUGUGGAGAUGGGAGGAAGCUGCAGUGUCACUCUUGGGCAUGCUUAGGCUGACAAUUUGAGGGGUGUUUGGAUCUUGCUUUAUGGAAAUGGCAACUCUGCUUUGUAUCGAAAGCGUGCUGGGUGCUUGGAUGGACGCAUCCUGCAGCUUGCGGAAGCUGGAGCCGCUGCUGGCCCCUUGGCCCUGAAUUUGCCUCACCUGCCUUCUCCACCAGCCCCAACACCAGGACAGGGCAGGCUCCACAGGCACAACGCUUUGCCACCAGCCCUCUGCACCACACUUAGAAGAGCAGUGGCCUUCAGCUGAGACCUGAGCAGCAAAACCUGAGCAGCUUCUGUCCCACGUUUCCCAAGAGAAUAAACACGCCACCUUCUCUCCAGCUCUCUCCGGUGCUUUUUCAAGAGGAUCCUUUGAAAGCACUCCCUGAAAAAACUUGUGUUUUGGAGAAAGGGCCAUGCCACAGUGCAAUUCCCCUGGCAAUAACUCACCAAGAAAGCAAGUUCUCAUUGAGCAGGGACCCAGGCACGGGGAAGACCUGCUCCCUGGCACAGACUGGGGCCAGACAAAACAACAACGCUGGCUGAGCUCAGCAGCCCUGCCUUGCUGUAACCUUAGGGCAGCUCAGCAGAGGGAGGUCCUCAAAAACCUGAAUUGUUGCUUUUUUUCUUCCCUUUUAAUUUUUUUUAAGCAGAAUCCCCUCCCCACACAUACUCUGCACCAUGGAGAUGGGGUGCUGCUCACACAUGAUGGACAGAGCUAAAUAUCUGCUUGUUCUUUCCUACUUCUGUACUCUUAUUUCCUUCUGUAGGCAAUAAACAGCCCUUUUGCAACCA
Messenger RNA from Colius striatus (speckled mousebird), 9654 nucleotides. It is a transcript of the gene CNOT6L, whose product is annotated as CCR4-NOT transcription complex subunit 6 like. The record is from RefSeq and is a predicted model, not a curated record. NCBI's taxonomy places the organism in Eukaryota, Metazoa, Chordata, Aves, Coliiformes, Coliidae. Gene Ontology annotation, cellular component: cytoplasm; CCR4-NOT complex; nucleus. The coding region runs from base 201 to 1850 and encodes 549 amino acids. The transcript is spliced from 12 exons. Gene Ontology annotation, biological process: nuclear-transcribed mRNA poly(A) tail shortening. Gene Ontology annotation, molecular function: poly(A)-specific ribonuclease activity; protein binding.